Molecule: messenger RNA, 1563 nt
Organism: Rotaria sordida
Lineage: Eukaryota; Metazoa; Rotifera; Eurotatoria; Philodinida; Philodinidae
Source: the annotation of a GenBank genome assembly
AUGUGUAAAUGUACAAAUUUUCCUCUAUUUGCACUUAUUGAUACAAGUUAUUUAUCUAAACCACGAUCAUUAUUAAAUCAAGAUUUAUUUUGUACAUAUUCAAGUGAUCAAGUAAAAGAAAAUAAAAUAACAACAUUUGAACAAUUAAAAUAUUUUUAUUAUCGUUUUCGUACAUUAACAUUUGCAAAUUAUCCAAAUAUACCAACUAAAGCAUUCCAAUUUGUUCAUUUUGAAACUCAAAGUGUAAAACAAACACAUAAAACAAAUAAUCGUAAUGUUAUUGCAUUUGUUAAUGUUGAACAUACUGAACCUGGUAUAUUUGAAGAAUUGAGUUUGUCAGAUUCUCAAGAUCAACUUAUUAUCUCAUUUCUUAAUUCACCAUCACUUUAUUAUGCUAAUGGAGCACUUUCCAAACUUAAUUGUUAUGAAUUUAAAUUAAUUAAUACUAAUCCACAAAUACCGAUAGAUUUUUUUUAUCAGACAGUUUCCAUUCAUCAUUUAAUUAUUAAUAAUCCAUCGUUUUCUGGUUUUCUUUCAUCGUCAAAUCAUAAAUCUUCAUUUAUUUUUCAAAUUUAUAAACUUUCAAUAAAAGAUAUUAGUGUUCGUCAAUUACGAGGUAAACAUUUUCCAAUUGUUUUCAAUUCAGUAAAUGAAUUAACAUUGGAAAACUAUAAUGUUAAUGAUGGUUUUCGUUCAUUUAAUAAUCGUGAAUUAGCUCAAUGUUUUCCACAAUUACGAUCAUUAAAAAUAUUUUCAAAAUCACUUCAACAUAUAGUUUCUCGAAUGUUUGAACAUUUAAAUCAAUUAGAAUAUUUAAUAUUAAAUGGAAUAACUACUAUUGAAAAUAAUGCUUUUUUCAAUUUAUAUCAUUUAAAAGAAUUAAAUCUUGGUGAAAAUAUUUUUCGUCUUGAUCCAUAUGCAUUUAUUCAUAUGAAUACAGACAUUUUAUUAUUAAAUCAAAGUCAUAAUUUUCAAUUAAAUGAUGAUAAACAUUUUUGUACAUUUGUUCAAUUUUCACCAUUAACAAAUUUAAAAACUGUUGUACAAUUUUCAAAAAAUUUAAAUGAUUGUUCUUGUACUCUUCGUUAUUUAUAUCGUCAUUUAGAUAAAUCAUUUAUGUCAUUAACACCUUAUUGUUAUUCAAAUUCAAGUUUAUAUAUUUUAACACAAGAAGAACGUAUAUGUCAUUUUGAAAAACGUUUACUUCAAUGUGAUAUAUUACCUGAUGAAGGUAUAACAAUUUAUGGUAAAUAUUAUAAUGUAUCUUAUUUUUAUCAACAACAAAUAACAAAACAAAGAAAUCAAUUAUCAAAUUUUUUUCGUUAUCGAAUUUAUUAUGUUGUAUUAUUACCUAUAGUAAUUAUUAUUUUAUAUAUUAUUAUUCGACAACAAAAAAAUCGUCAUCAUAAAACAUAUAGACAUUUACAUCGUUUAUUAAAACGACGAAUAAUAUCAACAAAUGAAAAUAGAUCAACAAAUGAAACAUUUGAUAUUAUAUAUCAUCAUACAAAUGAUAGUUUUGAUCCAAUGUCUUCAAGAGCAUAUAUAGCUACUAGUGUGUAA